UUUGCUCUCGCCCUCGGCCUUUCCCUGCAUCGCUUCGCCUGCCAAAGUGUCCAAGAUGGCUUCCCGACUCGUCCUCCAGCAAGCGUCCUCCCGCUCUGUCUUUGUCGCCCAGUCCGUCGCCGCCCAGGCCUCGCUGCCCAAGGCCGCCAAGGCCUCCGCCAGCGGCUUCAAGGGCGCCGUCGCCUCCAACGCCCCCCUUGCCUUUGCCAACCAGAAGCGCACCUACGCCGCCAAGUCUUACUUCCAGACUGUCGAUGCCGAUGCCAACACCUACAUCCCCCCCGACAACUCCAACUACAAGAUCAAGAACUACAACGAGGACAACAGCCGCACCUUUGCCUACUUUGUCGUUGGCUCGUUGAGUCUGGUCGGCGCUGCCACUGCCAAGAACAUCAUCACCGACUACCUCUACCACUUUGCUGCCUCGGCUGAUGUCUUGGCCAUGGCCAAGGUCGAGGUCGACAUGGCCGCCAUCCCCGAGGGCAAGAACCUGAUCAUCAAGUGGCGCGGCAAGCCCAUCUUUGUUCGUCACCGCACUUCCGAGGAGAUCCAGGAGGCCAACUCGGUCAGUCUGGCCGAGCUGCGUCACAAGGAGUCGGAUCUCGACCGUGCUCCCAAGCAGGACUGGCUGGUCAUGCUCGGUGUCUGCACUCACUUGGGCUGUGUCCCCAUUGGCGAAGCUGGUGACUACAACGGCUGGUUCUGCCCCUGCCACGGCUCCCACUACGAUAUCUCUGGCCGCAUCCGAAAGGGACCUGCCCCUCUUAACCUCGAAAUCCCUCCGUACACCUUCACCGAGAACAACAGCAUCCUCAUUGGUUAAAUGAAAGGCUGACCUCCACCUCCUCUUCUACCGUCCCCCCGUGCCUCUGCUGUUUACUCACACCGGGAUCGCGUUCUCUUCAAUGCAUUCCCCAUUCCCCCCCCCUUCCCUUCCUCUUCCAUUUUCCGGAUCUCGCCUGACCUGGCAGCAGCAUGUGUGUACGAAAGUGAGUGAGCUUUGGCGCGCGGAGAGGGCCAAGGAAAGGAGCAAGGAAACGUGCAAGGAAAGCGCGAGAAGGAAAUAGAGGGACGACGUUGCGUCUCCAUGCAUUUUGUCUUGAU
Messenger RNA from Polychytrium aggregatum, 1104 nucleotides. Its product is annotated as ubiquinol-cytochrome c reductase iron-sulfur subunit precursor. NCBI's taxonomy places the organism in Eukaryota, Fungi, Chytridiomycota, Chytridiomycetes, Polychytriales. Gene Ontology annotation, cellular component: membrane. The transcript has 3 exons. The coding region runs from base 56 to 823 and encodes 255 amino acids. The record is from RefSeq and is a predicted model, not a curated record. Gene Ontology annotation, biological process: mitochondrial electron transport, ubiquinol to cytochrome c. Gene Ontology annotation, molecular function: quinol-cytochrome-c reductase activity; 2 iron, 2 sulfur cluster binding.